AUGGAGCAAACGUCAUUUGCCACGGAUAAUGAGGUGUUAUAUCCGGUACUGCUUAUACCGAAGAAGUGUACCACGCUAGAAACCACCUGUGCAGCCACUGAUGAUGUCUUUAUAGAACUCAGCAUCACAUCAGCGGACACUGAAGGUAAUGAAAUGUGCUUGUACUCAGGUUUUUGUAACGUGAAGCUCAUAGAUAGUUACGAUGUUAAUGUACAUGAAGUUGAUUCUAAUUCCACGCCCGAAUCCAAUGAUAAUGAUCAAAUCCAAACAGUAACAGAAGAGAAUCCUCCGUACACUCAGUCCCAAGUAUGGAUAGAUCCAAUGCGGAGUCCGUAUGUGUAUAAUAGUUGCGACGCGACAGAAUCAAAAGAGAAAUUCUCAGUAUAUCGUCAUCAAACUCGCUCCAGCCAUAUAACUGUUGAACAACAUAAUACAUACAUAACACAAAAUGUAUACAACUAUUCGGAGGCUGUUCAUUAUUCACCGGCUGAAGAAUUUGAACAUAAAAAGUUUAGAAAAGUGCAAACAAGUGAUACAACUCAACAGAAUAACUCCGGACCGAACAAUCCAUAUGAAGAUGAUGAAUUUGAAUGUGGAGUGUUUCUGUCACAACUGUCUGAAGAGAUAAUUAAUGAAACGGAGACAAGGGCCCGAGAAGAAAUCCGUUACGUAGGCUUACAGAGCGACGAUGACGCACUAAAACAGCUAAUGUCGUCAGAUAUACAGUCACUGUCCAAGCAGCAGAAAACUAUACUGUUCCUAGGUCAUGACUCUCACUUCGGACAAACCAUUCAGAAGAUCACAGUGAACGAUCCAUCCCUGGAGUGUGUUGGAGGCGGUGAAAUUGAUCAUGAAGUAAUUGUUGAAAACAACAACAACCCUUACCCCAACCAGAAGAAAUAUCAAUGUGACAAAUGCAAGCAAAUAUUUGAUCAAAUAUCUACUUUCAAGCAGCACAUGGUGGGAAACCAUAGAUCGAUUAAAGAAUCACGCGCCUCUGGUUCUGAAAGUGAAGUUAAAUUUAUGUGCACAGAAUGUGGCAAGAACUUCAAAAGCCAGGAGAAAUUUGAGCUGCACUGCCUUGGCCACGGCGAUCCAGAAUUAGAAUGUAAUAAGUGCCACAAAGUGUUCGCCUCAAAAUUCACUUUACGCACCCACCGUAAAAUACACUUACGGAAACACCCGUGCGAUUAUUGCACGAAGACGUUCACUAAAAUGGAAGACUUGAUGGCUCACGUCGCCAAAAUACAUUUAAUCUUAAAGUGCCAGGCUUGUGAUUACACAGCUAAGAAAUACCAAGAUCUGCAAGAGCACCAGAAAUGUCAUUCGAGUCCACUGGAUAGUACUUACACGGACUCUUGCGAAUCUUUCGACGAUGGCAUCACAAAUACUGACAUUGUCACCAAAACGGACACGCCAUCCCCAAACGAACAACAUCUAAAAUCAGAUACAAUGAACGAAAACUACGUCACACAAGAGAAAAUAAGAGAGGCCGAUUCGGUUAUAGCUAAAGUGAUGUCUAAUAAAGUUUUUCUACUUCAUGCAAAGAAGGCUAGGAAACACAAAAGAUACAGAAAGGCUUGUAACAUCUGCUUAAAGUCCUUCGACCGGAUUGGAGAUUUGAAGAGGCACCUCAUAGAACAUGUUAUUAGAAGCACUCUAGCCAAGAAUCCAGUGAACAAAAACGGCACCCUCAACAUCCAAUGCGAGGUAUGCAGAACGGAAACCUUCUCUAAAGUUGAUAGAUAUAAGGCACAUUUACGCGUACACGCUAAAUUAACACUGUACCAAUGCACGUUCUGCAAUAAAUCCUUCAGUGAUUCCAGUAACUUCUCUAAGCACAAAAAAAUUCACGGUACAUCGUACUUUCAGUGUGAUCUAUGCCAAAGGAAAUUCAAUUCGAAGAAAAUGAUCACGCAACACAUGGAGUACCACAACAACAAUUCGCCGAUUCCUUGUUUUUAUUGCGACAAGGAGUUUCAUUUCGAAUCAAUGCUAAAUAAACAUAUAAAAUGCGCGCACACGAAAGAAAUGUCGACUAGGUUCCGUUGUAGAUUUUGCCACCAAUAUUUCAAGACGUUAAGGGAAAAGUGGGACCAUGAAUGGACCAUUCAUAAUGUUAGAAAAAUUAUUGCCGACUGUCUCCUUUGUGGCUCGAAAUUUAGAAAAUAUUCCGAACUGAAAAGACAUUGCAAUUCUGUUCACGAUAUAGAAAUUCCACCCGCCAAAAAUUUCAAGAAUUAA
This is a messenger RNA of Parnassius mnemosyne (clouded apollo), 2244 nucleotides long. Lineage: Eukaryota; Metazoa; Arthropoda; Insecta; Lepidoptera; Papilionidae. The record is from the annotation of a GenBank genome assembly.